Messenger RNA from Acomys russatus (golden spiny mouse), 2518 nucleotides. RefSeq names its product C-X3-C motif chemokine ligand 1 (gene Cx3cl1). Gene Ontology annotation, biological process: chemokine-mediated signaling pathway; immune response; cellular response to interleukin-1. Gene Ontology annotation, cellular component: extracellular region. Lineage: Eukaryota; Metazoa; Chordata; Mammalia; Rodentia; Muridae. The record is from RefSeq and is a predicted model, not a curated record. The transcript is spliced from 4 exons. Gene Ontology annotation, molecular function: chemokine activity; CCR chemokine receptor binding. The coding region runs from base 50 to 1234 and encodes 394 amino acids.
CGAUCUCACGGCCCAGGCUUCUGGCCCGCUGAAUUCCUGCACUCCAGCCAUGGCUCCCUCGCUGCUCGCGUGGCUGCUGCGCCUGGCCGUGUUCUUCUAUCUGUGCACCCUGCUGACGGGUCAGCACCUCGGUGUGUCGAAAUGCGACAUUGACUGCCAGAAGAUGACCCCACCAAUCCCAGUGGCUUUGCUCAUCCACUAUCAGCCGAACCGGGAGUCCUGCAGCAAACGCGUCAUCAUCCUAGAGACAAGACUGCACAAACGCUUCUGCGCUGACCCAAAGGAGAAAUGGGUCCAAGAUGCCAUGAAACACCUAGACCAAAAGACGGCUGCCCAGACUCAAAAUGGUGGCAAGUUUGAAAAGUGGGUCAACAAUGUGACACCUGGGAUCACCCUGGCGACCAGGGGUCUGUCCCCAUCUGCACUGGCAGAGCCUGAAGCCACAGUGAAAGGCCUUACUUUGGAGCUAACCACUACUUCCCAGGAGGCCCGAAGGCCCAUGGGGACUUCCCAAGAGCCACCAACAGCAGUGACUGGAUCAUCUCCCUCAACCCCUAAGGCUCAGGAUGCGGGGUUCGCCGCCACACCUCGGAGCACGGAAAUUGUGAAGAUGGAUGUCAUCUCUACCACCAUUUGGCAGAGUUCUGCUGCCCGCCAAUCUGGAUCCAGCCUCUGGGCUGAGGAAAAGGCUACUGAGCCCCCCUCCACUCCAGCCCCAUCUACCCAGGUGCCCACCACUUCACAGUCAACCCCGGAGGAGAAUGUUGGGUCUGAAAGCCAGCCCCCAUGGGUCCAGGGACAGGACCCCAGUCCAGAGAAGUCUCUAGGGCCUGAGGAGACAAAUCUAGCUCACACUGAUGUUUUCCAGGACAGGAGGCCUGGUAAUGCAGUCCAUCCCUCAGUGGUCCCCAUCUCCUCUGAAGGAACCCCCAGCCCAGAGCUGGUGGCCUCAGGCACUCAGGCUCCCAAAGUAGAGGAGCCUAUUCAUGCCACUGUAGAUCCCCAGAAACUGAGUGUACUUAUCACUCCUGUCCCUGAUUCCCAGGCAGCCACUCGGAGGCAGGCAGUGGGGCUGUUGGCCUUCCUCGGCCUGCUCUUCUGUCUCGGGGUGGCCAUGUUUGCCUACCAGAGCCUCCAGGGCUGUCCCCGCAAGAUGGCAGGGGAGAUGGUAGAAGGCCUCCGCUAUGUCCCCCGUAGCUGUGGCAGUAACUCCUAUGUCCUGGUGCCAGUGUGAGCUGCCUGCUUGCCUGUGUCCGUAGUUUGAUUCAGACAGCUGUCUGGGGACCCCCAUCCUCAUACCCACCCUCACCCACACUGGGGAAAUGGGAAUGGGGUGGCUGGAUCCUCCGGGGCCCAUGUGCUCCAAGCCCUGAGUUGUGGCCCAGGAGGCCACCCUUGACCGUUACUCACUAAUCAGAGACAGAGCAGGUGGCCUUCCAGCUCCCCUCUGAGAGACUCCUCUGCUGCUGGCUGGUUAGAGGAGCCCUUGACAUCCCAACCCCGGUGAACAAUUAUUUAUUGAAUUCCCAGCCCAUUUCCUGUGAGCACCGUGGUCCACCCAUCUCACAAGCAGCAGGCCAGGCCUAUCUGCCUGUCCCUUUUACCUCUUGUCUCCUGGGUUCGCUGCAGUCGCCAGCCCUUUCUCCCCCCUGGCCAGCUGCGGUGCUAUCUCUCCUCUCUCUCUCUCUCUCUGUCUCUCUCUCUGUCUCUGUCUCUCUCUCCUCUCUCUCUCUGCCCCCUGUACAGAGCACACCACCGUCACCAUCAACACCGUGUUGUGUCUUUUCUUGCAUGAGGUUAACGCUGUGUUUCCUGGAGCUCUCUGGGAAGGGAGAUGAGCUGUGUGAGAGGUUUUGAUGCAUUCCUUCCUAGGCUCUGCCAUGCCAUGGAGGCAUGCUGAGACUGAAGGAAGGGUCUAGUCCACACUCAGCUAUCUGCACAACAAAGUGCCCCACCAGUAAAAGAAAAAGAAGUGUGGCCCAGAGAUGGCAAUAACCCAUGGCCCUGAUAUCAUCACCUUCUCUGAGAUCCUUGUCCCCAUCCCUGGAUGCAGCCCCCAGCCCUUAUCAACAGGAAUAGUCACUGCCAUUCCACUGAACUGACCUUUGUACCCUGUGACUCCGAGGGCUGGCAAGGGGUGAGUUGAGAGUGCAUAGCCUACCCUUAAGGUCCCCAAAUGAAGGCUGAGUUGAGGACUUGCAGGAACAGAGGCCAACUCAGAAGGCCCUUCUGUGUCCUCACUAGGUACCCCUUCCCCCAUGCACCAAGAUUACAGCCCCAGGUCUGCCCUGCCUGAAGAAUGAGCCACAGAAGGAAGAGGAUGACAAAGCCCUGGGAGGCAGAGGAUGCUGGGUAAGCCUCUGGAGUGGCCACAUACCCGAUUUCAGUUUAGGGGCUUGCACGUGUGUGUGCACAGCCCACGUCAUUCUGAGGCCGGGUCCUUUUCCCAGGUCUCACUUUUGCCCCACUGCAGGCAGGGCCAGAGCUCCCGCAACAUUCUCCUGUGACGUUUUCUGGA